Psylliodes chrysocephalus is the source of this 1424-nucleotide messenger RNA. Lineage: Eukaryota; Metazoa; Arthropoda; Insecta; Coleoptera; Chrysomelidae. The record is from the annotation of a GenBank genome assembly.
UAUUUUUGACAGAUGCAUUAAUUUAAAUAUAUAUUCCGAGUGUAGUAAAUAAAUAUACAUGGUAUUAUGGUAUAUUUCUUCAGCGCAAGUUGUGUUCCUAUAAUAUGUAGGUAUACCCUGUACGUACACCUAACUUUUUUUUAAUAAUAAAAAAAAUUAAAAGAAUGGAAAGGACUUAGGUCGAUGGCCAGUUGGCAACGCUGUGUCUGUAUUUGGCAUUUCACUCAUUUUUCAGACAUGGACGAAUUAGUAAAUAAACCAAAUCUUGCUUUAGAAAGAUUUUUUCAUGCACAGUUUUCUAGAGACUCUUUCUUAGAUUUAAAAAUGAAAUAUGUGAAUAAAUCCUGUUCCAAAUCAUGUUUAGUAGAUGGAAUAUUACAAUGUAAUUGUGGCGAAGAUAUUGGAAUUUAUAUCUGGAAUUGGUCAACGGCAAACAGUUCGCCUGGCACAGGAAUAACGAACGAUAAUAAAGAUAUUUUAUUUCAUCCUUGCUACAGUUCAGGAACAGCAUUAGUUAGAGGAGAUUUAACUUUUCAACCAAAUUUACAUUAUUAUUGGGAGGUUAAAAUGACAUCAAACAUGUAUGGGACUGAUGUGAUGGUAGGGGUAGGAACAUCAAAGGUGGAAUGUGACAAAUGGAAGUUAAAAUUUUGUAGUCUAUUAGGAAAUGAUUCGGAAUCCUGGGGUUACUCUUAUCAUGGAAAAAUUCAACAUAAUAGUUUAAUAAGAAAGUAUGGGUCCAAGUUUGGAUUAGGAAGUAUUGUAGGAGUACAUUUAGAUAUGUGUAAAGGAACUUUAGAAUAUUACCUGAACCGAAAACCUCUAGGUAUUGCAUUUACUGGUAUGAAAUCCUAUGAAUUAUAUCCUAUGGUCAGUUCUACAGCAGCUCAAUCCGCAGUUAAAUUAGUGUGUGCAGUUUCAGAAGAACCUACAUUGCAGAUGCUUUGUCUUAAAUUUAUUUCUAAACAUAAACAUAUAUAUAAAAAUUACCAGAAUAUUCCUGGACUCAGAAGGUUGUACCAGAGGAAAUAUUUCUGGAUUGUUCCCAAUUAUGAGGAAGACUCUGCAAAACGUCUUGCUGACAUGGAAGAUAGCUGGAUAAGCCCUUUAAAUUAUAAAAACUUGUUGAAAACUAACAAAAAGCUAAAGACUGGUUUGUGGUAUUCUGAUGAAGGUUUAUACAGUUUUGAUGAACGUGAUUCUAAUUUAAAUGUGCCAAAACCCUCGAAUUCUAAAUUUAAUGAUUCUGGAGAUGAUUCUAAUUUAUCAAAUGCAUCUUCAAGUAUAUCAGAUGAUAGUUUACCCCUCAACCCAAUUACCAUGAAAUUAAAUACAAACCCAUCCACUUCCACUAACUGUGAUGAAUAUCAAAAUAAAGUUAAAAUUAACUGUAAUCAAAAUAUUUCUAACCAAUAAUUUUAAUU